AUGACGGAGGAAAAACUUGCUCAGAAAAGUAGCCGCAUCGUAUAGCCAUAACACCAUGAAUGCAUCUCAUGUGCCAAGACUUCUCCUCCAUCACCACCACCACCACCACCACCACCACCAUCUCAGCCAUCACGUCCUUCCACACCAGCCCAAAAACGGCAGUUUGAGCAGGGCGCUGGGGGGUCCCGGCGCUCAGGGGGACGGCUCCGGCCCGUCGGGCUGCUGCGAGCAGCUGCUGGUGUCCCCCGAGGUCUUCCUGGCGCUGGGCGUCCUCAGCCUGGCCGAGAACAUCCUGGUGGUGGCGGCGGUGGUGAAGAACCGCAACCUGCACUCGCCCAUGUACUUCUUCCUGUGCAGCCUGGCCGUGGCCGACAUGCUGGUGAGCGUCUCCAACGCCACGGAGACGGUGGUCAUGGCGCUGCUGACGGGCGGCGGCCUGCGGAUGCACGGCAGCCUGGUGGAGAGCGUGGACAACCUGUUCGACUCGCUGAUCUGCACGUCGCUGCUGGCGUCCAUCUGGAGCCUGCUGGCCGUGGCGGUGGACCGCUACGUGACCAUCUUCUACGCGCUGCGCUACCACGCCAUCAUGACGCGCCGGCGCGCCGCCGCCGUCGUCUCCUGCAUCUGGGCCUUCUGCGCGGCGUCCGGCGUGCUCUUCAUCGUCUACUCGGAGAGCACGGCCGUGCUCGUGCUCCUCAUCGGCAUGUUCUUCGCCAUGCUGGCGCUCAUGGCCUCGCUCUACGUGCACAUGUUCCUGCUGGCGCGCCUGCACCUCAAGCGCAUCGCCGCGCUGCCCGGCGCCGUCCACGGCGCCCGCGCCCGCCCCGUCCGGCCGGCGACCAACAUGAAGGGCGCCGUCACGCUGUCCAUCCUGCUGGGCGUGUUCGUGGUGUGCUGGGCGCCCUUCUUCCUGCACCUCAUCCUCAUGAUCUCCUGCCCCAGGAACCCCUACUGCGUCUGCUUCAUGUCGCACUUCAACAUGUACCUCGUCCUCAUCAUGUGCAACUCGGUCAUCGACCCGCUCAUCUACGCCUUCCGCAGCCAGGAGAUGAGGAAGACCUUCAGGGAGAUCUUCUGCUGCUGGACCUCCUGGCUCACGGUCUAUGUGUAA
Molecule: messenger RNA, 1111 nt
Organism: Sardina pilchardus (European sardine)
Lineage: Eukaryota; Metazoa; Chordata; Actinopteri; Clupeiformes; Clupeidae
Gene: mc4r
Product: melanocortin 4 receptor
Exons: 1
Coding region: 56-1111 (351 amino acids)
Biological process (GO): adenylate cyclase-activating G protein-coupled receptor signaling pathway; regulation of metabolic process
Cellular component (GO): cytoplasm; plasma membrane
Molecular function (GO): melanocyte-stimulating hormone receptor activity
Source: RefSeq, a predicted model, not a curated record